Aureobasidium pullulans EXF-150 is the source of this 1625-nucleotide messenger RNA. RefSeq lists its product as uncharacterized. Lineage: Eukaryota; Fungi; Ascomycota; Dothideomycetes; Dothideales; Saccotheciaceae. The transcript is spliced from 4 exons. The record is from RefSeq and is a predicted model, not a curated record. The coding region runs from base 143 to 1330 and encodes 395 amino acids.
CCCUCUCCAUGUUCAAGUUCAAAUUGCAAGCAUACCCCCAGUGUAGCUUUCGUUCCCUUGACCGAGGGUGAACCUUUUUCUCGCGCUCUCCGGCAAGACAUUCUUUCUCAGCAUACAACCAGGAUCAGGACUAGAAAUCGACAUGGCAGACCCGAACAUAGACUACUGGCAAGUGCCUGCAGCUACACCUCCAAAUGGCACGACCUCCAACUUCGUCAAUCCGCCAAGUGUAGGAAACAGGCAAACGAUAACCAAUAUCAUCACGCUGAUUAUCAUGAUCGUCGUUGUCCUGCUGCGACUCUAUACUCGGAUUUUCAUCGUCAAGUCCGUUGGCUACGAUGACUGGGCCAUGAUCGUUUCUCUUCUUAUCUGCAUCACAGCUAUAGCUCUCUACCAGGCACUGGUUCAUCUUGGAAUGGGACGACAUCUCUACGACGUGCCUGUGGCACUCUUCUCGCCUCACUUUCUAAGGUUAUACCUCAUCGCCUCGGUCUUCUACAGCUCCUCCAUGCUUUCUAUCAAAGUCGCCAUUAUGUUGUUGUACCGUCGUCUUUUCCCGAUUCAAAACUUCUACUGGCGUUGGUGGGCCGUCUUCCUCUUCGCUGUUGGAUACUCUGUUGCUGGUAUCCUUACUGAGAUUUUCGACUGCACACCAGUCCACUUUCAAUGGGACAUCUUUGCUAAAGGAAAAUGCAUCAAUCGUCCGGCUUUCUAUAUCGCCAACGCUGUGUGCAACUCUGUCAGCGACUUGUUGAUCCUGGCACUCCCGAUCCCAAUUGUUUGGAACCUUGCUCUCACCCGCAGAAAGAAGAUCACACUAUCGCUUGUAUUUGCUAUGGGCUCCGCCGGUUGCAUUGUCAGCAUCAUCCGUCUCAGAAGCAUCAUUGCCUACCUUCAACAAGGAGAUGGUGAUCUCACAUACACGAUUUGCGACUUCGUCGUUUGGUCGGCGAUCGAAACAAUGAUGUCCAUGGUCUGCACUUGCGUACCGACACUCCGCCCACUCUUCGAAACGUACUUCCGUGGCAUCUUCACUGGUAGCACACACGAUUCGAAACCCACGGGCCAAUACUUCCGAACCGAUGAGCGACCAACAGAUCAUAGCCGCAAGGGCUCGAAUCUUGAUCCCUUCCGCACCGAUAUCGAGCUGCACAGACACAAGAACCAGGCACAGAUUACAGCCAACAAUGUGGAUUCGGAUACGGAUAGUACAGACGAAAUUCUUGCUCACCAGCCAACUACCAUCGAGGAUCAUGUUGUAGAUGAGAGGACUGUGGGUGGUAUCGUUGUUUCACAUUCGUACCAGGUACGGACUUCGGCCGAUCCAUGAGGCUUUUUUAAGUUACCCUUUGUCCUUUUAUAUAGAGAUAUGAUCACGCAGAGCUUGUUAAGCACGUAAUACAUUCGUUUGGUUCUUCGAGCUCUGAGUCCUUUGUCCUCUAUCUGAAAUCACUCUUGUAAAAGAACGACUGCAAGCCGCUCAGUCUGCUCCAGUGGGCGCGAUUUCCUCAAUAUGCUCGACACUGAAGUCUGAUUUUGCGUCAUCGACAAUCAAAGGCCCUUUCCCCUUGCCCCUAUCCUUGCGAUAGUAUUGUGUAAAAUCAUGACGAAUACCAAAAGAUGCC